Candida dubliniensis CD36 is the source of this 651-nucleotide messenger RNA. It is a transcript of the gene VPS21, whose product is annotated as Rab family GTPase. Gene Ontology annotation, molecular function: GTPase activity; GTP binding. The transcript has a single exon. Lineage: Eukaryota; Fungi; Ascomycota; Pichiomycetes; Serinales; Debaryomycetaceae. The record is from RefSeq and is a predicted model, not a curated record. The coding region runs from base 1 to 651 and encodes 216 amino acids.
AUGAGUCAACAUCCAGCCCCGGCAACAGCAGUGAAAUUGGUUUUGUUAGGAGAAGCUGCAGUAGGAAAAUCGUCGUUAGUAUUGCGAUUUGUGUCUAAUGAUUUUCAAGAAAACAAAGAGCCAACCAUAGGAGCUGCAUUUUUAACCCAAAAAUGCACCAUUGGUGAGCGUACUAUAAAGUAUGAAAUCUGGGAUACUGCUGGGCAAGAGCGUUUUGCUUCUUUAGCCCCGAUGUAUUAUAGAAAUGCCCAAGCCGCUGUUGUUGUUUACGAUAUUACUAAACCAGCCUCGUUUAUAAAAGCCAGACAUUGGGUUAAGGAAUUGCAUGAACAGGCAAAUAGAGAUAUAACGAUUGCUUUAGUUGGAAACAAGCUUGACUUGGUAGAGGAUGACAGUGCUGAGGAUGGUGAAACUUUACGAAAAGUGAGUAUCGAAGAGGGCCAAACUUUGGCCGAUGAAGAAGGAUUGCUAUUUUUCGAGACCAGUGCAAAAACUGGCAAUAAUGUCAAUGAAGUUUUUGUGGGAAUUGGAAGCAAAAUCCCGAGUGUGACAGUUGCUGGUAGCGAGGCUCAAGAGAGUUCAAAUGGUCGCAGAAUUGACUUGACUGCAAAUACUGAUGAUAGUAAUGCUACAAGAAGCACAUGCUGCUAA